CUGAAGAGGAGGCUGUGGUGCCUGGAACCGAGUUGGGGGGUUUUGGAGGCAGAGAAACUGAGAAGUGGAGAUGGCCUCGUCGAGCCCUGUAGCCCCUUGCUCCUGCGACUGCUUUGUUUCUGUGCCCCCGGCCUCAGCCAUCCCAGCUGUGAUCUUCGCAAAGAACUCGGACCGCCCCCGAGAUGAAGUGCAGGAGGUGGUGUAUAUCCCGGCAGGCACUCACAGCCCCGGGAGCCGGCUCCAGUGCACCUACAUCGAGGUGGAACAGGUGGGGAAGACACGCGCCGUGAUUCUGAGCCGCCCUGCCUGGCUGUGGGGAGCUGAGAUGGGAGCCAACGAAUGUGGUGUGUGCAUUGGCAAUGAAGCAGUGUGGACCAAGGAACCUGUCGGGGAAGGGGAAGCCCUGCUGGGUAUGGAUCUACUCAGGCUGGCUUUGGAACGGAGCAGCACCGCCCAGGAGGCUGUAAAUGUGAUUGCAGGCUUGCUGGAACGCUAUGGGCAGGGGGGCAGCUGCCGGGAGGACCCUGUGCCAUUCUGCUACCACAACACCUUCCUACUGGCAGACCGGACAGAGGCAUGGGUGCUGGAGACAGCUGGCAGGCUGUGGGCUGCUCAGCGGAUCCAGGCGGGUGCUCGGAACAUUUCCAACCAGCUGAGCAUUGGCACAGACAUCUCAGCAGAACACCCAGAGCUCCGUAGCUACGCCAAGGCCCAGGGUUGGUGGACUGGGCGGGGCACCUUUGACUUUGCAGAGAUCUUCUCCCUGAUCCAGCAGCCCGUGCGCAUGGAGGCUGCCAAGGCCCGCUUCCGGGCUGGGUGUGAGCUGCUGCAACAGCAACAAGGGAACAUCACACCAGAGGUGAUGAUGGGCAUCCUCAGGAACAAGGAGAGUGGCAUCUGCAUGGACUCCGGAGGCUUCCGCACCACAGCCAGUAUGGUGUCAGUCCUGCCCCAGGAUCCCAUAAAGCCCUGUGUCCAUUUCCUCACUGCCACACCCGACCCAUCCAGGUCGGUCUUCAAACCUUUCAUCUUUGAAAUGGGGGUGUCCCAGGCCCCCCAGGUGCUGUCCCCCACUUUUGGAGCCCAGGACCCUGUUCGGAUCCUCCCCAGAUUCCAGACUCAGGUGGAUCGCCGACAUUUACUCUAUCGUGGACACCAGGCAGCCCUGCGGUUGAUGGAGAAUGACCAGGAGGAGGGACAGCGGCUCCGGCAGAAGCAGCAGAGCCUGGAGCAGGAAGGCCUGGAGGCUUUGAGAGGACUGCUUGCUGGAGACCAGACCUCACCUCCCCACGGGCUGGGCAGCCUCUUCCCAGCCUUUGUGGAGAGGGAGCAUCAGGCCUAUCCUUAAGCAAUGCAGCACCUCUUGGCCCACUGGGU
Messenger RNA from Acomys russatus (golden spiny mouse), 1377 nucleotides. It is a transcript of the gene Scrn2, whose product is annotated as secernin 2. The coding region runs from base 71 to 1348 and encodes 425 amino acids. Gene Ontology annotation, biological process: proteolysis. Gene Ontology annotation, molecular function: cysteine-type exopeptidase activity; dipeptidase activity. The transcript is spliced from 8 exons. NCBI's taxonomy places the organism in Eukaryota, Metazoa, Chordata, Mammalia, Rodentia, Muridae. The record is from RefSeq and is a predicted model, not a curated record.